Molecule: messenger RNA, 1664 nt
Organism: Drosophila eugracilis
Lineage: Eukaryota; Metazoa; Arthropoda; Insecta; Diptera; Drosophilidae
Gene: ninaD
Product: protein croquemort
Exons: 5
Coding region: 25-1566 (513 amino acids)
Cellular component (GO): membrane; cytoplasm
Molecular function (GO): scavenger receptor activity
Source: RefSeq, a predicted model, not a curated record
UGGAAGCCUUUGUCUCGCCUCAACAUGUGUUGCAGCUGCUGUGGAGUAACCCAACAAAAGGUCUGGGUCUUUGGCCUUGGAACCCUUUUCGCGGUCUCUGGACUUUUGUUCAUAAUAUGGUGGCCAGGCUUUAUAGACUCGGAGAUUAUGAAGGCCCUGCCAUUGACAAACACUUCGAAGACCUUCGAAAAAUGGGAGGAGCUGCCCAUUCCCGUCUAUGUGUACAUGUAUCUUUGGAACUGGACAAAUGCCGCAGAUGUGCAGGCUUAUGGAGUGAAACCAACUUUCGCACAACUAGGUCCGUAUGUAUAUCGAGAGGAGAGAAAGAAAAUGGAUCUGGAGUGGCAUGAUAAUGGAACGGUGACCUUUAACCCGAGGAGAACUUGGUUCUGGGAGGAAGAACUGUCCGGUGGCAAGCAAACGGAUCUAAUUACUGCACCCCAUUUACCUUCGCUGGCUGCAGCCAACCAAAUGAGAAACAGCAACGCCUUCCUAAAGAUCAUGUUCAACCAGGCUCUAAAUGCGAAUGGAGGACAUCUCUUUGUUACCCACACGGCAGCCGAAUGGCUCUUUGACAGUUUCUACGAUGAGUUCCUUCACUACGCCAUGACCCUGAACAAUCCGCUGGCUCCGGAAAUCGAAACUGAUCACUUUGCCUGGUUCCUCAAUCGCAAUGGAUCCAAGGACUUUGAAGGACCCUUCACUGUCCACACUGGCGUAGGUGACAUCAAGGAGAUGGGUGAAAUUAAGUACUGGAAGGGUCAGAAUCACACUGGCUGGUACGAGGGUGAAUGCGGAGGACUCAAUGGCAGCACCACCGAUCUUUUCGUUCCCGACGAGCCCAAGGAGAAGGCCUUGACCAUCUUUAUCCCAGACACUUGUAGAAUUAUCAAUUUGGAAUUUACAGGAGAGAGUGAAACAAUUCAGGGAAUCACGGGAUGGAAAUAUGAAAUAACACCGAACACCUUUGACAAUGGCCAGAUAAAUGGGAACGCGAAGUGCUGGUGUCCUUCGGAGAGACAACCGGAUAACUGUCCUGCCACUGGAGCCACUGAUUUGGGGCCUUGUGCCGAGGGAGUUCCCAUGUACUUGUCUGCGGAUCAUUUUAUGUAUGCCGAUGAGAGCUAUGGCAAUACGAUCAACGGUUACCAGCCGAACUAUGAUCAAAAUAACUUCUAUAUCAUUAUGGAGCGCAAGAUGGGUGUGCCCUUGAAAGUCAACGCCAAUGUCAUGAUCACGUUGUUCAUAGAAUCAGAUAGCAUUAUCGACAUCCUGAAGGACCUUCCCAGUUUCUAUGCACCUCUCUUCACCACCGCCAGUCGAGCAGAAAUUGAUGAAGCACUGGCUUCAGAACUCAAGUUGGCACUCAAUCUACCUGCUAUUGGCAGGUACACGGGAGUUGGAUUUUUGUGCUUGGGUUGCGUUCUCAUAGCUGUUGGUGUCUUAUUAACCGUUAAGAGGAAAUGGUAUGGACAAGCUGAAUCGGAUAGGUUGACUCUCAAAGAUAACGAAGUAACCCCGAAUGACCCAGAAAAUGUGGAGAAUGAUGUUGACCGAAACCAGUAAUUUAGUAUUAACAUUUUGAUUUGGUAAUAACACAUAAAUGUGAUUUAAAAAUGAUUUUGAUGUGAUAAGUAACCAUAAACUUUUUUUUGAUUUAGUAA